AUGGAUUGUUUAAAAAAGUCUUCUCUUUUUUCUUUGCCAAUUUUUUUGUUAUAUUUCUCCAUAAUUUUAUCUUUCAACAAUGGCGUUAAUGCUUCACACAAAGUUUUUCCAGGGUUGCAAUCUACAAGCACGGUUGAUGUGAAAAAUGUUCAUAGAACUGGUUAUCAUUUUCAACCUCCUAAAAACUGGAUCAAUGAUCCCAAUGCCCCAAUGUACUAUAAUGGUGUCUAUCAUCUAUUCUACCAAUACAAUCCAUAUGGAUCAGUUUGGGGAAAUAUUGUUUGGGCCCAUUCAGUUUCAACCGACUUGAUUAAUUGGAUCCCACUUGAGCCCGGAAUCUAUCCAUCCGAAGUAUUUGACAAAUAUGGUACAUGGUCCGGGUCAGCCACAAUCUUACCCAACAACAAGCCCAUUAUCCUCUACACCGGAAUCGUCGAUGCAAAAAAUACCCAAGUCCAAAACUAUGCAAUCCCAGCCAACAUAUCCGAUCCAUUUCUUCGUAAAUGGAUCAAGCCCGAUAACAACCCAUUAAUUGUCGCUGACGUUAGCAUUAACAAGACCCAAUUCCGUGACCCAACCACAUGUUGGUUGGGUCAGGAUGGUUAUUGGAGAACCUUGAUAGGGAGUGUGUGGGGAAAACAAGGAUUGGCAAUAUUGUAUAAAAGUAAAAAUUUCAUGAAAUGGACCAAGAUUCAACAUCCACUUCAUUCAGUUGACGGUACUGGAAAUUGGGAAUGUCCUGAUUUUUUUCCAGUGUUAUUGCAUGGUACAAAUGGAUUGGAUGCCUCAUACAACAAGAAAAAUAUUAAACAUGCUCUUAAAGUUAGUCUUGAUGUUACGAGGUUUGAAUACUAUACAGUUGGUAUAUAUGAUACAAAAAAAGAUAGGUAUAUUCCAGAUAAGACUUCUAUCGAUGGUUGGAAGGGAUUGAGGCUUGAUUAUGGUAAUUAUUAUGCAUCUAAAUCAUUCUAUGACCCUAGCAAAAAUCGAAGAAUUAUGUGGGGUUGGGCUAAUGAAUCAGAUACUGUCAAUGACGAUGUCAAGAAAGGAUGGGCAGGAAUUCAAACUAUUCCCCGCAAAUUAUGGCUUGAUCCUAGUGGAAAGCAAUUGGUCCAAUGGCCUGUCGAAGAAUUAGAAACUCUAAGAGAGCAAAAGGUGCAAUUAAGUAAUCGCAAGUUAAACAAAGGAGAUAAAAUUGAAGUUAAAGGAAUCACACCUGCACAGGCUGAUGUUGAAGUGACAUUUUCAUUUUCAAGUUUGGAUAAGGCAGAGCCAUUUGAUCCCAAUUGGGAUAACCUUUAUGCUCAAGAUGUAUGCGCCAUUAAAGGCUCAACGGUGCAAGGGGGACUUGGGCCAUUUGGGCUCUUAACUUUGGCUUCUCAAAAUUUGGAAGAAUAUACGCCAGUAUUUUUCAGAGUUUUUAAGGCCCAAGAUAAAUAUAAGGUUCUCAUGUGCUCUGAUGCCUCAAGAUCAACCCUCAAGAAUGAUAAGACAAUGUACAAGCCAUCAUUUGCUGGAUAUGUAGAUGUAGAUUUAACAAACAAGACAUUGUCUUUGAGGAGUUUGAUUGAUCACUCAGUAGUAGAAAGCUUUGGUGCCGGAGGAAAAACAUGUAUCACAUCAAGGGUUUAUCCGACAUUAGCAAUUUAUGAUAAUGCACAUCUAUUUGUCUUUAAUAAUGGGACAGAGACUAUCAAAAUUAAGUCAUUGAAUGCAUGGACCAUGGGUAAACCUAAGAUGAAUUGGUCAUUUGGUCACUCUUCUUAUUGA
Molecule: messenger RNA, 1770 nt
Organism: Solanum tuberosum (potato)
Lineage: Eukaryota; Viridiplantae; Streptophyta; Magnoliopsida; Solanales; Solanaceae
Product: beta-fructofuranosidase, insoluble isoenzyme 1-like
Biological process (GO): carbohydrate metabolic process
Molecular function (GO): hydrolase activity, hydrolyzing O-glycosyl compounds
Source: RefSeq, marked provisional